Messenger RNA from Sclerotinia borealis F-4128, 1524 nucleotides. NCBI's taxonomy places the organism in Eukaryota, Fungi, Ascomycota, Leotiomycetes, Helotiales, Sclerotiniaceae. The record is from the annotation of a GenBank genome assembly.
AUGAUGCGCAAACAGUCUUUGUACGCCAAUAUGUCUGGAGGACAAGUAGCUGGCGCUCCUGGAUCUCACCCGGUCGAUAUGCCGGUGAGAUCUUUCUCGACUAGCAGCGCCUUGACGGAUCGUACCGAUGAAGGAGAAGCUGUGCCGUUGGAAAAUCCUAAGGAUACUUCCGAAUUGUUAGGAGAGAGAUUAAGAGCUUGGAAACAUGCGGUUGGAUAUCUGGAAGAUUAUAUUGGGGCUGUUGAGAAAAUGCAAAGGCAACAAUCGAAGGAGUAUGAGAAAGUCUUGAAAACGAUCGCAAAUCCGUUAAAGGAAGGACACCACUUUCAGCAGGAAUUGGGCGGUAUGGCCAGUAUGUUUGAAAAUAUGAGGACUAACAGCCAGGGUUUGAUAAACUCUCAUCUCGAAACGGAGAAGAAUCUGAAAGGCGCAGUACUCCCAAUUCUCGAUCGACUUCACAAGGAGAUCAAACACAAAUCCAAGGAGCUAUUAUCCGGUGCUUCGAAAGGCGCAAAGGAAGUCGAUAAGGCUAGAAAUAUCACCCAAAAACAUAUCGAGCUAUUAGGAUCCCAAGCUGCGAACUAUCAGUCCAGCGGUGCUGCCAUGAAAUCACCCGAAGAUCCAUACAUCGUCCACCGAGGUAUUUUGCACCGACUCCACAAGCAAGUUUUGGAGGAGAACGCCAAUCGCCAUGAUCUUAUCCAAGUUCAAAAUAACUUUGCUCAAUUUGAGGCUCACGUUAUCGAGAUCAUUCAACAGACUAUGAUGAGUUUCACUCAAAUCGUCACGAGCCAGUCCGAAAGAGAACAAAUACUUUAUGCGGAUAUGCUCAACAGUUGCCAAGCCGUUCCCCCAAAUAUCGAAUGGGAAGGAUUCGUUCAUCGCAACCAAGCGCUACUUAUAGACCCCAACGCUCCCGAUCGCUCAGUGGAAGCUAUCAGCUUUCCCAACCAAAACCAUGCCAGCACCCGAGCUCUCAUCGAAGGAACCCUCGAACGCAAAAGCCGAAACAAGUUGAGUUUCGCCGGCUAUACAACAGGCUACUACGUCGUAACCCCCAGCAAAUUCCUCCACGAAUUCAAAGACAGCGAUAACAUUCGUAAAGACCCUGUCCCCGAGUUAUCCAUUUACCUCCCAGAUGCCACCAUAGGAAGCACCAGCGGCGAUAAAUUUAACAUCAAAGGAAAAGAUGUCUCAAAGGGUAUUGGCAGUAAAUUGUCCGGUACCUCCGAAGUAGCUUUUAAGGCCCAUUCAGCAGCAGAUGCCCAAAAAUGGCACGAAGUUAUCAGAUCAGUCGCAGGAUCGGGUCCCGCCGAAGGAUAUAGUAGUGGACCAACUAGCCCCAUGAGCCCGACCGACUCAAGACAAAGCACAGCAGCUUAUCCAGUAGAAAAACAACCGGCUUCAAUUCAGACAGGUGGAACGAUUACUGGAGGGAAAGCGGUUACUAGUCCUGUGGCGCAAACCUCAGUGGGGAAUGCGACCGAUUUUGCUCCGGGGGCGGUGAGUGAGAAGACUGGUUGA